UUUAUCAACUUUUCAUGUCCCUGCAGUCUCCAAGCACUGCACCACAAGCUCAUAGCUACUGAAGCUUCUCAAGGAGAGUCAAAUCUCGAAACUGGAGAUAGCUUUUGGCAUUCUGAUGAUGAAAUUGUAAAUGCUGUUUGGACUCUUGUCCGCGUGUCUGCUUCAGAUGAGGCAGAUAGUAUGAGAUUGUUGGCGUCGGAUUUUCUUUCCAGGGUUGGUAUUGGGGACCCCCACACCGUUGUUUUCCAUCUUCCUGGGGAGUUGGGAUCCAUGAAUGAUCUUCAAUUUGUUAGCCAUAAUAAAGGAUCAAAAGUUAGUUCUUUUACUGAGAAUGGCGUAUCCGAUGAAACCCUUAUUUCGCUGUUAAAGAUUCUGAAGAAGUAUCUUUUGGAUGACUCUGUAAAGAUCAUUGACGUAACGUCUCAAACCCUUCGGGGAAUUCUUUCCACUGAAAGGGGGCAGCAAGCAUUAUCUUCUAUCGAUUCGUGUGAGAGAUCUUUGAUUGAG
Brassica oleracea var. oleracea is the source of this 507-nucleotide messenger RNA. RefSeq names its product serine/threonine-protein kinase ATM-like. Gene Ontology annotation, molecular function: protein serine/threonine kinase activity. Gene Ontology annotation, biological process: DNA damage response. Lineage: Eukaryota; Viridiplantae; Streptophyta; Magnoliopsida; Brassicales; Brassicaceae. The annotation marks the transcript as partial. The transcript has 3 exons. The record is from RefSeq and is a predicted model, not a curated record.